GUGACGGGCACGGCACCCUGGUUUCAGCCCAGACGGCGCACCCUGCCAGCUUCUCUCGUGCUGCUGAGAGCGCGCUGCCUGGCCAUGAGCACCACAUUUCUGCAGACUUCUUCCUCUACCUUUGGGGGUGGCUCUACCCGGGGGGGUUCCCUCCUGGCUGGGGUAGGAGGCUUUGGUGGGGGGAGUCUCUAUGGGGGAGGUGGGAGCCGCAGUAUCUCAGUGUCUUCCGCGAGGUUUGUCUCCUCGGGGUCAGGAGGCAGCUUUGGUGGAAGGGCUGGUAGUGGUUUGGGUGGAGGCUUUGGAGGUGGCCUGGGAGGUGGUCUUGGGGGUGGCUUUGGAGGUGGCUUUGCUGGAAGUUUUGGUGGUGGCUUUGGUGACUUUGGAGGUGGCGAUGGCGGCCUCCUCGCUGGCAACGAGAAGAUCACCAUGCAGAACCUCAACGACCGCCUGGCCUCCUACCUGGACAAGGUGCGCGCCUUGGAGGAGGCCAACGCCGACCUGGAGGUGAAGAUCCGAGACUGGUACCAGAAGCAGAGCCCCAGCAGCCCGGAGCGCGACUACAGCCCCUACUUCAAGACCAUGGAGGAGCUCCGGGACAAGAUCCGGGCGGCUGCCAUCGAUAACUCCCGGGUCAUCCUGGAGAUCGACAAUGCCAGGCUGGCUGCAGACGACUUCAGACUCAAGUAUGAGAACGAGCUGGCGCUGCGCCAGGGCGUGGAGGCCGACAUCAACGGCCUGCGCAGGGUGCUGGACGAGCUGACCCUGACCAAGACUGACCUGGAGAUGCAGAUCGAGAGCCUGAACGAGGAGCUGGCCUACCUGAAGAAGAACCAUGAGGAGGAGAUGAAGGAGUUCAGCAACCAGCUGGCAGGCCAGGUCAACGUGGAGAUGGACGCGGUACCGGGCGUGGACCUGACCCGCGUGCUGGCAGAGAUGAGGGAGCAGUAUGAGGCCAUAGCCGAGAAGAACCGCCGGGAUGCCGAAGCCUGGUUUUUCAGCAAGACGGAGGAGCUGAAUAAGGAGGUGGCCUCCAACACAGAGAUGAUCCAGACCAGCAAGACAGAGAUCACAGACCUGAGACGCACUGUACAGGGGCUGGAGAUCGAGCUGCAGUCCCAGCUCAGCAUGAAAGCGGGGCUGGAGAGCUCGCUGGCCGAGACGGAGUGCCGCUACGCCCUGCAGCUGCAGCAGAUCCAGGGCCUCAUCGGCAGCAUCGAGGCCCAGCUGAGCGAGCUCCGCAGCGAGAUGGAGUGCCAGAACCAGGAGUACAAGAUGCUCCUGGACAUCAAGACGCGGCUGGAGCAGGAGAUCGCCACCUACCGCAGCCUGCUGGAGGGCCAGGAUGCCAGGAUGGCCGGCAUUGGCCCCAGAGAAGCCUCCCUGGGAGGUGGCGGUGGCAAAGUCCGCAUCAACGUCGAGGAGUCAGUGGAUGGGAAGGUGGUUUCUUCCCGAAAGAGAGAAAUCUAAAUGCCCAGCGCAGGAGAGAUGCCCCCCACCCUCCCCCGGCCUAGUGGACGGCUGGCUGGAGGGCCCGGAAGAGCUGACGCCAGGCCCUGCCUUCGGAGGGUCCAGCUCAAGGGGUCCCUCGUCUCCUAGUUGGGCGCUUUGCCUGCUGUCCCCCAUCACCCCCUCCAGCUUUCUCGUCUCCUUUGGAGCAGGGAGGUGAAAGAAACAGCUGUUUUGUAUAACGAGCUCAUUCGUACCCUGUCAACCCAUGCAAUAAAGAAUUGCUUUUCCUUUUGCAAAUA
Phacochoerus africanus (Common warthog) is the source of this 1748-nucleotide messenger RNA. RefSeq names its product keratin, type I cytoskeletal 15. Gene Ontology annotation, molecular function: structural molecule activity. Bases 85 to 1467 code for a protein of 460 amino acids. NCBI's taxonomy places the organism in Eukaryota, Metazoa, Chordata, Mammalia, Artiodactyla, Suidae. The record is from RefSeq and is a predicted model, not a curated record. The transcript is spliced from 8 exons.